AGCCUUCUAUCACCAAAUAAAAGGGCUGUAAUGUCGCUACGACAGCUACUGGGAUGGUCAGAUGGAGAGGUGAUGCGGCCGGAGUCAAAGCCCUGUUCCCGACUGAUGCGCCACACUGCUGGUAUCUUCUCAGUUGGUGGUGGCCUUGCUUUCUGGGUGCUUUGCCGCCUUCACUAUGGUCCAAGGAUAACGGUUCCAAGGAGUCUCAGGUGGGCAUCUUGUGGAGCGAUGGGCACGAGCGCGACAUCAGCCAUGCUUGUGCGGCUCUUCAGCCCGGAGUGUGAACCGCAGAACAUAGCAGCUUUCGACAGACCUGAAUUCAAGCCUGCAUAGUGUCAUGGAAAUCCAGUGCCAGGUCUAGCAAGCCCUAUGCGAGUUCGCUGAUUCGGCCCAUAGUAUCUACCUUGCCUGAUGUUUAUGCAUAAAUGAACCUCCCUGAAAUUGGACACCUCUAUGUUUCGUACAUUGUGGGCGCCGUAAUUUUGUUCAGAAACUAGGAGCUGGUAGUACCUUGAGCAUCAAAUUUGGUAUCCGUUGCUUGCAAACUGAGAUAGUGCUGUAUUACUGGCUACAUUCUGAAUGCCAAGAAGUUGUACAUUCAGUCAACCUGAUGGCUAAUAAGUUAUAUUCAGUUAA
Molecule: messenger RNA, 636 nt
Organism: Aegilops tauschii subsp. strangulata
Lineage: Eukaryota; Viridiplantae; Streptophyta; Magnoliopsida; Poales; Poaceae
Source: RefSeq, a predicted model, not a curated record